Betta splendens (Siamese fighting fish) is the source of this 2330-nucleotide messenger RNA. RefSeq names its product suppressor of IKBKE 1 (gene sike1). Lineage: Eukaryota; Metazoa; Chordata; Actinopteri; Anabantiformes; Osphronemidae. Bases 785 to 1420 code for a protein of 211 amino acids. The record is from RefSeq and is a predicted model, not a curated record. The transcript is spliced from 6 exons.
AAUGACCCUGUGUUGACACAUCUGGCGAAGCAAACCAACAGCGCCGAUGCAUGUCCGGCACUGGAAAUUGCGAUUGAAUAAUUCACAAGACAGCUCAAAUAGUUAGCACAUUAAAUGUUUAGAGCUAUUUGAGAAACUUGACCGAAAGUAAGAGCUAAGCAUCGGAAUUAAUCUGCUCCUAGGCAAACUCCGUUCGUAAAACUGAGUGUGACUUCGAGUGUUUAUUUGUCUGUAUAAACUUGUGUGUUCUUACAACAGUUCCUUUUGUCGACAAAUUGGGUGAUCAGUAUUUAAUAUGUUUUAAAAGUGGAUUCCUGCCUAUUGCUAACGCUAUGCUAAUAAAUUGAACCGUCUGGUGGUUCUAAAAUUAGGUGGAGAUGGAAACACGUUACGAUAACAACUUACAAAUUCAUUUAAUUUAGUAGAAGAGUAAAUUUGUUCGUUUCAUAACGGCAGGUUAACGUUUUGAGCUAACGGCACGCGGAUGAGAUAACAAAGAAGCUAACUGUUAGCCACGCACAACAAGCUUUCGUGUGCUACAGCGCAGAUCUACUCAAUUAUCGCGUCCUCCGUUUUGUUCUACACAACAGUUUCACACAAGUGCCAAGUACUUGUACACCAGGACCCGUUUUGGAAAGACAGUGCUGUUGUUUUAUCAGGCGCCAAUGUAGCAAGGACGUUGCGGUUAAAUAACCCGUGUAACCUAACAGUGCGAGGCCUUUUGGCUAGCUGCUACAGUGGGGUAUCGUCUACGUUGCAUACCGGGGUCGUCAGCUCACCGUAAAUGGCCUGCACUUUAGAGAAAGUAUUGGGCGACGCUCUGACCCUCCUCGAGAGGCUUAAAGAGCACGAUGCGGCCGCCGAGGGACUCAUAGAGCAAACCGGGGCCCUCGGUCAGAGAGUACAGAGCAUGAGAGAGGUGGGGAAUGCCCUCCCAGACAAGCAUAUAGAAGACAGCUCUGAGAUUCAUGAGCUAACCAAAUACAAACCUCAUGUCCUCUUGACCCAAGAAAACACUCAAAUCAAGGAGCUACAGCAUGAGAACAAAGAGCUAUGGUUAUCUCUUGAAGAACACCAGUACACACUAGAGCUGAUCAUGGGCCGAUACCGCAAGCAGAUGCUCCAACUGAUGAUGGCGAAAAAAGAGAUGGACACCAAACCUGUGCUUACCCUCCACGAAGACCAUGCAAAAGAAGUGCAGAGCCAGUUGGAGCGGAUAUGCGAGAUGGGCCAGGUGAUGAGAAGAGCGGUGCAGGUAGAUGAUCAACGCUACUGCACUGUUCAAGAGAGGCUUGCUCAACUAGAGACUGAGAAUAAAGAGCUUCGAGACCUCCUGGCCAUCAGCAAGAGCUCCGUGAGGACAGUGAGAGAAGAAACAAACUACCCAGCAACAGCAGCGCAGUCAGGGUCUAAUGAAUGAUCAGAACAGUGUCGGAGUGAACUAUGAUGGGGAUACAAGUCCACCAGGACCAGAGGACAGGGUUGAUGAUCUCUUCAGCUGUGUUGACCACAUCACUCUUUUUUUACGAGGUUGAAUGCAGUCAGGCCACAGCAUAGUUUUGUAGCAAAGAUCACUUAAAAACAGCAUCAUGGCUGUCACGCUGUACUUGUCCAUAUUUCUUGAUGGUAACUGUUUUAUGCUUCAUAUGUACAAUCUAUGUAACACCACUUCUACUGAGCUGGAGUGACUUCAGCAUAAGUCGUUUUAAUGAGGUGUAUGGGAAAUCACUGAGUAAUUCAGUGGGUGCUAAGGUGUAUAUGUGUACUGUUGUAAAGAAAGCGAAGCAAAGGGGAUUAAUUUUGAUUUUGGCCAAAGAUAUUGCUCUUUAAUUACACAGUUGCUACCUCUUUGGUUCAUCUUUGCUGUUCACUUACACUCAAUGUGUCGUAACCACCCCAGAUAAGAGUUCAUCUGAAGUCUAUUAACAAUAUUGUAGGCUACAACACAUCAUGUUCAAUCACUUUGCCAAUGUAAUGAGUGUGUCUGUUUCACCCAAUUUGUCUGCUGUGAAGUGGCGAUAGAUCAAUUUUAUGUUAAUACCACUGAAAAUGUGAUUGUUGUACAAUCCAUGUAUAGCAAUUUCCACAUUUACUAGGUUUUAGAUAUGUUCUGGAUGUAGAGUCAAUUAUUCCAGCCGAAGUUACACCAUCCGUUAAUGUCAAUAUGCCAAGUUUUGUGUGUAAAUGUUUGCAAACUGUUAGCUCUCAGAAAUUAUAUAUUGUCAUCUCAGGAAAGCAGUGUUAACUUCAUGGCAGUGUAUUGAUUUGAGUCAAACAAAUUUUAAUUCAGCACUUGAAAAAUACUUUCUCAAUAAAACUAUUAAAACUCA